This is a messenger RNA of Triticum urartu, 2021 nucleotides long. Lineage: Eukaryota; Viridiplantae; Streptophyta; Magnoliopsida; Poales; Poaceae. The record is from RefSeq and is a predicted model, not a curated record.
AUGGCGGAUCCUAUUAGCAUUAGUGCUGCUGUAGGAUGGGGCGUAACCGCAGUAGGUUGGCUCGCCUCACCCAUCAUUCCCAGGCUCCUCAACAAAGGUUUCACCGUCCUGGACUUUAACGCGACGGAGAAGCUGAAGAUAGUUGAUAUGCAAGUUUUACAACUGCAGCGGGUGAUGGAAGUAGUCGACGAGAGCACCUACAGGGCUCGCUUGGAGCCACUGUUAGACAAGCUUAGGUCUGCUCUCUAUGAGGCCGAAGACAUCUUGGAUGAUGUUGAGUAUCAGCGCCUCAAGAAGCAGGCCCAAGAUGCCAAGUCAUCCGGCAGUAAGAUGGAUUCGCUGAAGAAGACUCUUCGGUCUGCCAUGCCGAGAUCCCUCCUAAAAGACAAGUUCAAGCAUCUACGAUAUUUUGCUUUUGUGGUGACUGCAUUUGUCGGGCUAACUUUACCGGGCGCCUUUACCAAGCUUUACCACAUGCAGGUGGUAGACUUUGGUUCUUGCCAUUGUUUGGAUUUUUCUAGAGGUGAAGAUAUGAUGAACCUCGUCAACUUGCGCAGUGUAAUCAGCUGGGCAGAUUUUGAUUUUCCUAACGUGGGCAGGUUGAUAUGGCUCCAGACGCCACCAUUCUUCAGAAUAAGAAGGGAACAGGGGUAUGAGCCACAUCAGCUGAAACACCUAAACAAGCUUCAAGGCAAGCUGCUGAUAUGCGGUCUUGAGAAUGUUCAGAGCAAGGAGGACGCUCUUGAAGUCGAUCUUGCUGGCAAGGAAAAACUCACAAAAGUGGUACUGUCCUGGGAUGAUGAUAGCUGCAGUCCAGAAGUUGAAGCAGAGGUACUUGAGGGUCUUUGCCCAUCGAAGUACCUUGAAAGACUAGAACUCUGGAAUUACCACGGUGCAAGGUUACCGAGUUGGAUGAUGGGUAAACAUAACGGCAGCCCAAAGAACCUGAAAGAACUUACGUUCAGGGGAUGGAUCCAACUGGGACCUGCUCCUGACCUUGGGGCUUUCAUUCAUCUUCAGUCACUAUUUCUUUCUGGCUGCAACUGGGAUGCCUUACCAGGCAACAUGGAGCACCUCACAUCUCUCAAGAAGCUGGAGAUCCAGUCAUGCGACAAUAUACGGUCGCUUCAAAUACUGCCCAAGUCUCUUGAAAUGAUUACAGUCAGGAGCUGCAGCUGGGAUGCCUUACCAGGCAACAUGGAGGACCUCACGUCGCUCAAGAAACUGGUGAUCACGUCAUGCAAGAAUAUACGGUCGCUUCCAACACUGCCCAAGUCUCUUGAAAUGAUUACAGUCAGGGGCUGCAGCUGGGAUGCCUUACAAGGCAAUAUGGAGCACCUCACAGCGCUCAAGAGACUGGAAAUAGAUUCAUGCAAGAAUGUACUGUCGCUUCCAACACUGCCCAAGUCUCUUGAGGAGAUUAACGUCAUGAACUGCAGCAGGGAUGCCUUACGAGGAAAUGUGGAGCACCUCACAUCGCUCAAGAAAUUUGAGAUCUGGAAUUGCAAGAAUAUGCGGUCGCUCCCAAUGCUGCCCAAGUCUCUUGAAGAGUUUAAAGUCGUGCGCUGCAGCGUCAGUGCCUUGCCAGGCAAUAUUGAACACAUCACAUCACUCAAGAAACUGGAUAUAUAUACAGGCAUGCGAGAAUAUGCGGUCACUUCCCACACUGCCCAAAUCUCUUGAGGAGAUUAGGGUCAUGUACUGCAGCUUGGAUACCUUAUCAGACAAUAUGGAACACCUUACAUCGCUCAAGAUACUGAGGAUCACUAUCUGCAAGAAUAUGCGGUUGCUUCCAACACUGCCCAAUUCUCUUGAGGAGUUUAUCGUUGCGGACUGCAGCUUGAAUGCCUUACCAGUUAAUAUGGAGCACCUCACAUCACUCAAGACGCUGAUUAUACAGUCGUGUGAGAAUAUGCGGUCGCUUCCAACACUGCCCAAGUCUCUUGAGGAGAUUACAGUCAGGUACUGCAGUGACGAGUUCAUACAAUCUUGUGUAACGACCGAUGAUCCAAACUGGCAGA